This is a messenger RNA of Dermochelys coriacea (leatherback sea turtle), 2796 nucleotides long. RefSeq names its product parkin RBR E3 ubiquitin protein ligase (gene PRKN). The record is from RefSeq and is a predicted model, not a curated record. Gene Ontology annotation, cellular component: cytosol; Golgi apparatus; cytoplasm. The transcript has 15 exons. Bases 133 to 1668 code for a protein of 511 amino acids. Gene Ontology annotation, biological process: autophagy of mitochondrion; regulation of cellular response to oxidative stress; ubiquitin-dependent protein catabolic process. Gene Ontology annotation, molecular function: ubiquitin conjugating enzyme binding; zinc ion binding; ubiquitin protein ligase activity. Lineage: Eukaryota; Metazoa; Chordata; Testudines; Dermochelyidae.
UAUGACUCAGCAGUCCCGCCGGCUCGCCCCGCAGUUGCGUGUUCAGUCAGAGUGCUGAAGGCGAGAAUUUUGAGCUGCGAGCGCGGACGAGACGGGUGCGUGCGCGCGCUCCCUCCCCUCCCCCCCGUGGCCAUGAUCGUUGGUUUUGUCAAAACUGUGUUCGUCAGGUUCAACUCCAGCCAUGGUUUCCCAGUGGAGGUUGAUUCAGACACCAGCAUCUGCCAGCUCAAGGAGAUGGUUGCUAAGCGACAGGGAGUUCCAGCUGACCAGUUACGUGUGAUUUUUGCAGGGAAGGAGCUUAGGAAUGACUUGACACUGCAGAUUGUAAGUGCUGGGAUGGUUUAUUACCACCAGAAGGAAGAGAACUGGGGAGAAAAGUGGCAGCCCCAGAAUGAAAGACACAGACUUCAAGAUAACUGUGACCUGGCGCAGCAGAGUAUAGUUCAUAUUGUUCAGAGUCCCUUAGACAGUGGUCAGCAAAGGACUGAUGUUGAAACAGCCAACUCUGGAGGUAUUCUAGGAGCCAUGGAAAAAGAGCCUGAAAGUCUAACCCGUGUAGACCUUAGUACCAGCGUCCUCCCAACUUAUUCCGCAGGUCUGGCUGUUAUUCUGGAUACUACAGACAACAGCAUUUCCCUUCCAUCUGCUAAAUCAGGUACAGCUAGUUACAACAGUUUUUAUGUUUUCUGCAAAAGUUUCUGCCAAACUGUGAAGCCUGGGAAACUGCGGGUCCGUUGCAGUAUGUGUAAAGAAGGGACGCUGACUCUGACAAGGGUAAGCAAGAGAAUUCAAGUUUUUAAAGAGGGUCCAUCUUGCUGGGAGGAUGUGCUGAUUCCAAACAGAUUAACUGGCACUUGCCAAUCCCGAAACUGCCGUGGAGAUAUAGCGGAGUUUUAUUUUAAAUGUGGAGCACACCCUACUUCUGACAAUGAAACAUCUGUGGCUUUGAACCUCAUUACAACAAACAGCCGGCAUAUCACAUGUAUAACAUGCACAGAUAUUAGAAGUCCUGUGCUGGUGUUCCAGUGCUUGCAUCGCCAUGUCAUUUGCCUAGACUGCUUCCAUUUAUACUGUGUGACUAUGCUGAAUGAUCGCAAAUUCAUCCAUGACCCUGUGCUUGGCUACUCUCUUCCAUGUGUUGCUGGCUGUCCAGACUCCUUGAUUAAAGAGCUUCAUCAUUUCCGAAUUCUGGGAGAAGAACAGUACAACCGCUACCAGCGCUAUGGUGCAGAAGAGUGUGUGCUGCAGAUGGGCGGAGUGCUGUGUCCUACUCCAGGAUGUGGUGCUGGCCUGCUUCCUGAACCAGAAGUGAGAAAAAUAGUAUGCGAGCCAAGCAAUGGACUGGGCUGUGGGUUUGUCUUCUGCCGUGAAUGUAAAGAAGAAUACCAUGAUGGGGAAUGCAGCACUCUCCUCAGUUCGCAGGAAGCCAUAGCCCAGAAGGGAUAUAAGAUUGAUGCGCAUACAGCCAUGCAAGCACGAUGGGAAGAGGCAUCCAGAGAAACAAUCAAGAAAACAACCAAACCAUGUCCUAGUUGCCAUGUACCAAUAGAAAAAAAUGGCGGAUGCAUGCACAUGAAAUGUCCUCGAGCUCAAUGCAGAUUUGAGUGGUGCUGGAACUGUGGUUUAGAGUGGAACAGGACCUGCAUGGGAGACCACUGGUUUGACUAAUCGUUCAGUAGUGCUAAGAACAGCCAACCACUUCAUUGUUGUCUGGGUCAAAUCCUGAACUCUUUGCUUAGACAUAACUCCCAUUGGCUUCUGGAUCAAGGAGUUCAGAAUCAGGCCUACUGUUUGUUUGUUUAUUUCCUUGUAUAUCAGAGCACACCAAAAAUUGAGUUCAGGUAAUCUUAAGAGUUUUAAACCCACAAAGGCAGGAGAAAUUCAGAUGGCCAGACUCACUAGUGCUGGCACAGGAGGGGUAAAUUACAUCUCCCUGCACCAGGGCAUCCUACUGGUAUAUAAGGCAGGCAAGGUCAUCACCAGCAACUCUCCUUGGGUUUCAGUUCUUUUGGUUAUGAUCAGGGCUCCAUAAAUCUCACUGGCAAAAGCAGCAAUGUGGGUAUGCACUGAAUCAGAGCUGCACUUUCUCAGUUAGCACAAUCAAAUUUGGGGGAAAUUCUGGCUCUUUACACCUCCCCUAGUGGAAGGGAGGCUGUGGCAAUUUUCUGCCUUUGCAGUCUUCUUCCCUGACAGAUUAUCAGCUGGGCCCCUGACUCUGACCCAGAAUCUUAGUAAAAACUGCAGACUGAGAAAUCCUAGUUGUGCCUGUAUAUUUGAAACAUAUGUUAUGAAAUCUCACUCAAUAUAUUCCUUACAGAUUCAUAUCAUAUGCAGCUAUUACAGGAUUAGUGAAAGAUGCAGUUUCAGCCUUAACGCUGAAUGUUUUUGCUGUGGUGGCUGCAAGUCGGAGUAACAGUGUUAUAUGAGUGAGAUUCCUGAGAUUUUGUUUCUUUUGUUUUGCCUACCGCAAUAUUUUUGGCAUGAUAUUGGGGCAGCUUCUUGGGGCUUAUUAUCAUGAUGGUGGUUCCCUGGAGAUUUAUUAGGAUUUGGGUGUAAUUAUGAAAAAGUGUUCCCUGCAUAAACUAUCAAGGCACCUGCAUUCAUUUUGGUGAAUGCAUGUUAAUAGGAGUGCACCAGGUAUUUGUGACACCUCAAAAUCUGAACAUCCUUACUAUCUCACCUGCUUUAAACUGUUUUGGUUUGUUUUUAUUAAACACCAAAAGGCCGGUCACAGGCUAUGUAAAGAUUUGCAUAACUCGCUUAAAUAACAGAAGAAGAAUAAAGCAGUUGAAAUGA